UCCUAUGGGAAUGUCUCCCAAGUGACCCAUUUUCAGUAAUAUUUAUUGUCGUAACUACUAUCAAUAAAUAAUUGAUAUCAAUAACAACAUCACUUUGCUAAUAAUAUUACUCAUUAAUUACUGUCACUUGCAGUAAACCUCACUGAAUAAAACUAACGUGUAGAUAAUGUCAAUACAAUUAAAAAAAUCAAGGAAUACACGCUAUGACUAGACUGUUUUAAUGUUCCACUUUAUCACACCAACACUUCUUGAGGACCUUUUCGACAUUCCUUUAAAAGGCAUUACUGUGCUCUGUUUCAUCAGUCUCUACCUGUGUAAAGACAGAAAGCAAAUUUUCUAAAUAGUCACAGUGACUUACUUACCAGGCACGUUUAUUCAUCAAAUGUGAGCAGUGAACUGUUCAAAUAUACAUUAACAAAUCUCACAAUGUUUGCAACUUGUCACUCUUUCUGUUUGUUAUUUGCAGCAGUACUUUUACUCUUUCAAUGUGAAAGCAACCGCUGACUGAUAUCUCCUCAAGUUCUGUGAUAGCAAGAGUGAUGGCUUCCCACUCACCUAAUCCCAAAACAUGGAUCACAGCAUUUAUGCAGACACAAUCUAACUGUCGUAUUAAUGUGCCAUGCUAAGAUUUUGUCACAUCCAUUUUAAUUAGCAUCAGGAAAUAUUUAUUACAAUCCAGUGAAUGCUGUUUCGAUGCACCGGCAAGGCUGCUGUCAUGGUAAAUAUUUAAAAGAUGUGGCGCCACAGUAACGCAUUAGUCAGCUUUUAGGUGCUCAGCUAUUCUGACACAUGAGAGUAACACACUGUUGAGUUACAUUCAUUGCCUGUUUUUUUCUCUGGUCAUUCAUUUAUCAGCAAUGGCUUUGGAUACCAAAAAUGACACUGGAUCAGAAAACAGUGGGUUGUCCCAGAAUAACCCUCUGCCAGAAAUCCUCAUUGGUACAGCUGGACUUGUCGGCAACCUACUGGUGAUUGUCGGACUCGUUCGGGCCAAUUUCAUGCACAAUGUCACCAGCAGGAUUCUCGUCAGCCUGGCGGUAAGUGAUCUUGUGGUCUGCCUGAACAUGGUAGUGUUCAGCUCUGCUGUGCUGGAUGUUGGGAACUCUCAGCAGGUGCAAAACACAUUCCUCGGCUACAUGGCUUGCAAGCUGUUCAGUGACCGCAUUCUAGUAUGGAUACCGUCAACCACGUCCGUCACGCACCUUGUUCUUGUGACCUACGAAAGGUACGUUGCCAUUGUUCGACCUUUCCAAUAUGAGGACUGUUUCAAGCUGAGUCGAGUCUACACUGCCAUUGCUUUCAUGUGGGUACUUUCCAUACUAAUGCAAGUUCCAUACAUGAUCAGUGAUGGUUAUGAUGUAACACAGCAAAUUUGCGUUAGCCAACCGUGUGGAAGUCAGACCGCCUUGCAAGUGUUUUUUGUCACGACAAACAUUCUUCUUAUCGUCUUACCCACCAUUGCCAUGCUCUGGUUCUAUUGGAGGAUUCUGCAGCGCCUUGGUGAGGACGCCAAACGCCUGAAAAAAGACAAUGCAGACGGCCCGGCCCAAGAACUCCACCUCGUACGCAGGAAAAUUGUCCACACCCUGCUGACCAUUGUCGUGGCUUUCAUCUUGCUGUGGUUCCCCGAGAUGAUCUUAGACAUUGCCAGGAAUUUCAACUGCAACAUCUUCGUCCCCUCAAAGCUUGAGAAAGCCUUUUUGAUGAUGACAUUUUCAAAUUCUGCUGUGAACCCAAUUAUCUACGUAUUCAAGUACAAAGGAUUCCGCAAGGCAGUGAAACAGGCCAUCUGCCCAUGUUGUAACAAAGCAAUCCUUGCAAAUGAGAUAGACCUUGUUUCUUUACACUAAAAUAGUACGACAGAAUCAGAACAAUAACGCAGAGACACCUCAGCACACACACGUAUUGGGUCUGAUCCAAAAAAGUGCUAAUGUACCACUUGACAACACGGUUUCCCACUAAACUGCACAUCGCAAAUUAGCCUGUGAGGGUGAUUUUAUCAAACGGCAUAAUGGUCACCACCUGACAGCUACACCAUGUACAGUUAGUAUAACAGUCAUUAUUUUACCAAUACAGCAAUGGAUGCUGGUUCUGCUUUGCUUUUUUCAUACUUUAUGCCCUUUAUCAAAGCUUGACGGCUUUGCCUGCUACCCAAAUACAUGUACAUAUACAUACAUGUACAUGUAUUGAGUGCAGCAAAGUGGUUUUUACAAAGGCGGAUAGACACGGAUAGAUACGGAUAAAAUGCUGGGUAGGUGAGAGUGCCCAAAGCACAUAGUGACAAGCAACACAUGGAGCGGAUCGCUUUAAUUGAAAAUUCACUUUAAUCUCAAUAGAAAAAAUUACUGUGUCAAAUCUAAAAAUUUGAGUGUUAACCGCAUUGAAUGUCUAAAACAAUCUACCGGUACUUAAUUGAUCAGAGAAUUUCUUACGGUGUUUGACGUUGUAAUUUAAUGUCACAAGUGCUUUUUCUUUGUAUAUCAAGUCGCUUUUGAAGAAUGUCCACACUCUUCAUUCUUAAAAAGUGUACAUUACUGUAUAGGGUGACGCCACAAGAGUGGUUUAAGUUAUUUUCUGUAACACCAAGACAAUGUCUGUGUUGGAGUUUCAGGUUCUCUGUAUCUCCACACUGGUGUCUGUGCUGAAUAUGUUGCUUAGCAAUUAAUUCUCCAGUGUGAAAACCUUUACCACAGUGAUCCCCUUCCACUCAUCUCUGUAUAGUGCCGAUGUGAAUAAACUUGAUAACUUAGAUUCAAACUAGUGUUUUGAGAGUACAUUGUAGUAAUUUGUUUAUUCAGCAUGAAUGAGUUUAUAAAGAAGUGAUCUCUGGUAAUCAUAAGGUAUCUCAACAGAACUCCUUGUUUACUGGGGACAGACAUUUCUGAACUUCUGUUUGUACUGUGUUGGUGCUGUGGCAUCGGUGAAUGUGACAUGUUCUCUGCUGCGGCACAACCCUUUCGUGAGACAAACUUUCUGUAACUAUCUUUGACAGCAGAAGAAUCUUAUUUCAAAGGCAUUGCUUUGAUGGCAAGCUGCUGUAUCUUGAGCUAAUGGAUAAAUCUCCUCAUUUACAAUCUUGUAAAGUCGUCAUGUUGCAUGUACUCACAAGUACGGAUAAUACAUGGCACAUCUUCAGCACCUUCUACAUUCAAACCACCUGAUCAACGUAUUCAUUACCAAGACUACCAUUCCUUCAUUA
Messenger RNA from Acanthaster planci (crown-of-thorns starfish), 3199 nucleotides. RefSeq names its product octopamine receptor Oamb-like. The record is from RefSeq and is a predicted model, not a curated record. NCBI's taxonomy places the organism in Eukaryota, Metazoa, Echinodermata, Asteroidea, Valvatida, Acanthasteridae.